GCAGGGGCGGUGGCGGCCGCCGCCCCUCGGCGGGACCUGCUGGGGAGCGGCGUAGGCGGACGGCGCGGAGCCAGCUCUUGUCCUGCUGUGCCGGAGGCUGUUGCCAUGACCCUCACCAAAGGCUCCUUCACCUACUCCAACGGGGAGGAGUACCGUGGCGAGUGGAAAGAAGGUCGCAGGCACGGCAUCGGGCAGCUGACGUUUGCUGAUGGCACUGCCUACGUGGGGCACUUUGAGAACGGGCUCUUCCACGGCUGCGGCGUGCUCACCUUCUCCGACGGCUCCAGGUACGAGGGGGAGUUUGUGCAGGGCAAGUUCAAUGGCGUCGGGGUCUUCACCCGCUGUGACAACAUGACCUUCGAGGGCGAGUUCAAAGGCGGGCGCGUGUACGGCUUCGGUCUCCUGACCUUCCCUGAUGGCUCGCACGGCGUGCCCCGCAAUGAGGGAUUCUUUGAGAACAACAAGCUGCUGCGGCGGGAGAAGUGCACGGCCAUCAUCCAGAGGGCCCAGGGCGCCUCCAAGUCUGCCCACAGCCUGACAGCGUGAGGGUGCCUGCAUCCCCUCCCACCAGAGCAGGGACCCCCUGCUUGGGCACUGGCUGGCCCUAGAGAAGGGAUGUGGCACUGCUGGGUGCCUCCCUGCCCUUCAUCCCCUCCAAGCGUCUUCCUGCCAAACCCCUGCUGCUGGAGGGGAUGGGACCCUCCGCUCUCCACCCAAGUGCCCUGGGGCAGCCGUGGUGCCUUCUCUUUCUGGCUGUAGCCCUGGCACCUGCUGGAGCAGCAGAAGGACAGGGUGGCAGGGGCUUGGCCCCUCUUCCCCCCAGGAAGACUGUGGACCACUACAGCUGCUAGCCAGCUGCAGAGGAUGGAGCAGGGGGGUAGAGGCUGGUCCCUGACCCCACUGCCAGGGUGCCUUGGCUGGAAGCUGCUGACUGAACCACAUGCCCCCAGAGGGGCAGCUCCUGGCUCACUUUGUUGCCCUGGUCCUGGAGGCAGGAUGGGCACCCCGGGCAUGCUGUGGCCUGCACCCUCAGCUCAGGGUGACUGGCCAUCCCCCUGCAUGCCCAGGCUACGGUGACACUGUGUCCCCAAAGAACCCAGCCUGCUCUCAGGCCAGCCAAUGGGCUGUGUUCCCCUCAUCCCUGUGCCAAUCCACCCAUCCACCCACUGCCUUGGGGACACCGGCAGCACAUCCCCACCAAGAGCGACUGGGGAAUGCCCAGCCUUGGUGCAUCUGCUGCACGCCGGUGAGGAUGGCAGCAAUGGUGAGCAAGGAGAAGGGUCAGCUGGAGCCUGGAGUGAGGACUGAGCAGGGCUGCAUGGAGUGCCAGGGCUGGAGCAGGAGGCCUGGGCAGAGCGGGGAUAGAGGUAUGGUGACGGGGCAGGCAGGGGGCACACAGUUCCCCAUUUUGUCCCCACAAGCGUCCUUCACCUCCCCACUGCAUGCUCACCUUCGCCCCCACUGUGGUCUGGCUGGCUGUGGCACUGGGCUCCCGGCAGCCCUCACUGCCCAGUGCAGGGGCUGUGCCUCCCUGCCAGCCUCUGCCCACACCGGGCCCCGUGCCUUGCUGUGACCCUGCCUUGUGCUGCUGCCUGCACGGGCCUCAGCUGAGUAAACCAUGUUGCCAAA
This is a messenger RNA of Melospiza melodia melodia, 1629 nucleotides long. RefSeq names its product MORN repeat containing 4 (gene MORN4). Gene Ontology annotation, cellular component: cell projection. Lineage: Eukaryota; Metazoa; Chordata; Aves; Passeriformes; Passerellidae. Bases 106 to 546 code for a protein of 146 amino acids. Gene Ontology annotation, biological process: response to axon injury. The transcript has 5 exons. The record is from RefSeq and is a predicted model, not a curated record.